AUGUCGGACGGCUACCAACAACAGUUCCUUCGUGAAAUGGAGUCAGGCUCGUUGCGCAUCGGUGUCUGCACUGAGCCUGUGACCGCCUUUGUCAUGCCGGUCGCAUAUACAUUCGCACCUCCCUGGGUCGGAGAGAUUCCCGAAAACAUGAUCAUUACCGAACAGGCAAAAGAAGAUGCGGAGCGGCGUGCGAAGCUGGAGCGACCCAUGCUCAAGUGGCACAACGCGACACUUGACAUGUGUCCGAGACAAGUUGAUCUCGAUAUCAACAACGAAGACUUCACGCUCCGACCAGCUUGCUGUUCUCUUCAUGACCCUUUACCAGAGACUGAUGCGGAUCUUGCCGCUAACGCGCAGUGGGCUCAACAUCUUGCUAGUCUGGAAACAACUAAGCCUCCGACAAUUUGUUCUGACGACACUCAUCGAGUUCUGGAACCUCACGUGAAGGAAUCUCUCGUAGAGAUGCUGACGUACUGGCGUGACCGGAAGUGGAUCGAUGUUCGAGGCGAUGAGCGAGGCGAACACAUCGACAGGGAAUCAAACUACUUCAUGCGCAACUCUCAGAUUGCACGGCGCGCUGAGAAGGCUUAUGUCUGCACAUCACUGGAUCGUCUUCAAGCUGUUCUUAGUGACUGGAGGUACCUCUCGGACCAUGGACAAGAAUUACUGGAGAUUCCGACAGAAAUUAUGCGGUCAUUCAAUACAAUGUAUGAGGUGCGCGAGUACGUCGAAGAUUCAUCUCAGGCGUAAAAACCUCACCCACGACUUCGGCUUAUUCCACCCACAUCCAAUUCUUCCUCGCACACUCCUGGUUCUGCAACACUAGGCCUCGGCUCAGAGGCGUCGCCUCCCAGGCCGCCUUAGGAGGCCAUUCGGAAUCUGCGUCAUGACAGAGCAAGUUGAGCACUGAUAACAGCGACUCACGAGGAUGCUGCCGAUUUGAUAUCUAAUACCUGUACUCAAAGGCUGUGUUUCGG
This is a messenger RNA of Laetiporus sulphureus 93-53, 977 nucleotides long. RefSeq lists its product as uncharacterized. The record is from RefSeq and is a predicted model, not a curated record. The transcript is spliced from 2 exons. The coding region runs from base 1 to 750 and encodes 249 amino acids. Lineage: Eukaryota; Fungi; Basidiomycota; Agaricomycetes; Polyporales; Laetiporaceae.